GCUCGUUAGAACUCGGUGACCAGACUGACGGAAACAAAGACAGAACUCACUGCAGUCGUCGCAAAAAAUUUUCCGAAGAAUCUAUAUACACUGGGGAGUGACGAUGCUGCUAGCUGGUGUUUGUGCGCAAUGACGGUGGUCCGUGUGUGUUGGUGGUGACCACGACGCCGACAAGGGCAGCCGGGAGGCGCGUGUGGGUGAUGGGGGUGUGGUCACGCCUCGCCUUUCGUGUGUAUUAUUCGUGGGAGCGACAGAGACGGGCGGCAUACCUGCCGCCCUUCUUCCUCCAGGCCGCCCACUCUAGUGGUCGACAUCAACGCCGGACUCGGACAGCAGGAAGUCGCCUAACUCUCCUUGGCGUGACGCUGCUUCUACUGCUCCUGCUGCCGUGGGCAGCGUGGGUGAGAGUACAGCAACAGGCCGCCCACUUGAUGGGUGUGGCGGGCGCACCCGCACCAUCCGUACAGGCGAGGGCGGCGUGGGAGCGGGUGGAGGAGCUGGGCCUCCUGCUGGUGGGUGUGGCUGGCACCCUCACAGCGGCCGUGUUGGCCUCGUGUGGGUGUCUGGCUGUGAUGGCAGACCAUCAACUUCAAGGUGUGGCAGGUGUGGCGGCACACGAGGGCAGCAGCAGCAGCAAAUAUCUGUCAUUCGUUCGGCGUGUGAUGAUGAGGACCAAGCGACAUAUCCUGGGGUUCGAAACCCUCUACAUGAAGAUGAAAAAUCUGUCCAUCUUGCUCAACCAGCUUGUAUUCUUCGGUAUGUGUGAGAGGCUUCUGCUGAGGGACGAGCGCCUCUCCAGCUUGUACACUCUCAUGUUCUUCAACGUCCUGGCCUACUCCGUCUCCUAUGUUAAGGAACUGAUUCAGCGAGAGGACUGGUCUAUGUACGUGAACAUCGCGAGAACGUCUAACGUGCGCCACCUCGCCCUCUCCUCUACUAAGAUCGUCCUCGAGUGGACUAAGGCCAUCACCUUCAUCAUCACCAUCGUCUUCAUGCUCCUGGUCUUCGGCCUGGAGAAGGGUCUCAAGAACUACCACCCUACCACCGGCUACCUCCUCAUCACCGGCGUCUACUUCAUCUCCACCGAGAAAGUCUUCAUGGACAUGUUCACCUCCUGGCUCGACUACAGGAAGUUUGAGUACUUCGAGAGCAUGGAGAGCUUCUACUGUCCGGCAAUUCUUAUAUCUUUCCAUAUCAUCUUAUCAUCCGUCAUCACGUUCCUCUGUGUCUUCACCGGCAAUGUGCGGCUCAUCAUCCUCUCCAGUUUCACAAAUAUACGCAUCAAAUAUCGGGAGUUAAGUGAAGGGUAUUUAAAGCCGCUGAAGAAGGAAUUAACAUUGUUGGCCGGUUACCGCGUGGCCAGCCGCUCUGAGGUCAGAGACCACGAUGACGUCUGCGCCAUCUGCCUGGCGCGCAUGUCGUGUGCGCGCAUAACGCAGUGCCAACAUUUCUUCCAUGCUGAUUGCUUGCGUCGCUGCCUCAAGGAAUCCCACAAGUGUCCUAUAUGCCAGUAUAAUAUAUGA
Molecule: messenger RNA, 1523 nt
Organism: Procambarus clarkii (red swamp crayfish)
Lineage: Eukaryota; Metazoa; Arthropoda; Malacostraca; Decapoda; Cambaridae
Source: RefSeq, a predicted model, not a curated record